UUUGUGGGCGUCGCGGGCCUCGAGGCCCACCUCAAGUCCCUCGAGGAGAUGGUGCUCCUGCCCCUCAAGCACCCGAACCUCUACGCGUCCCUCGGCGUGGCGCCGCCGCGGGGCGUCCUCUUCCACGGGCCCCCGGGCACGGGCAAGACGCUCCUCGCGCGGCAGCUCGCGGAGGCGUGCUCCGCGGAGCUCGCCCACCCCGGCGGCGUCUCCUUCUUCGUCCGCAACGGCGCCGACUGCCUCUCCAAGUACGUCGGCGAGGCCGAGCGCGCGCUCUCGACGCUCUUCGAGGAGGCGCGCGCGAAGGCGCCGUCGAUCAUCUUCUUCGACGAGCUCGACGGCCUCGCGCCCGCGCGGGGCAGCGGCCGCGGCGGCGGCGGCGGCGAGCUCGCCCAGCACUCCGUCGUCGCGACGCUCCUCGCUUUGAUGGACGGCUUGAGCGACCGCGGCGACGUCGUCGUCAUCGGCGCGACGAACCGGCCGGACGCGCUCGACCCCGCGCUCCGGCGGCCGGGCCGCUUCGACCGCGAGCUCAAGUUCGUCGCGCCCGACGCGGCCCAGCGCGAGGCCAUCCUCGCGCUCCACACGUCGUCCUGGGCGCCCGCGUCGCGGCCGCGGCCGCCCCUACUGAAGGCGCUCGCGAAGCGCUGCGGCGGCUUCGCGGGCGCGGACCUCAAGGCGCUCUGCGCCGAGGCG
Aureococcus anophagefferens is the source of this 696-nucleotide messenger RNA. RefSeq lists its product as hypothetical. Gene Ontology annotation, cellular component: nucleus. The record is from RefSeq and is a predicted model, not a curated record. The transcript is spliced from 2 exons. Gene Ontology annotation, molecular function: ATP hydrolysis activity; histone binding; chromatin binding. Lineage: Eukaryota; Pelagophyceae; Pelagomonadales; Pelagomonadaceae. The annotation marks the transcript as partial. Gene Ontology annotation, biological process: positive regulation of transcription by RNA polymerase II.